Molecule: messenger RNA, 582 nt
Organism: Culex pipiens pallens (northern house mosquito)
Lineage: Eukaryota; Metazoa; Arthropoda; Insecta; Diptera; Culicidae
Product: protein TsetseEP-like
Exons: 1
Coding region: 1-582 (193 amino acids)
Source: RefSeq, a predicted model, not a curated record
AUGAAGCUGCUUCUUCUAUUGUGCCUGAUAUCAGCCAGUGUUGUCCUUGGCAAGCCGCUGGACGAAGCCGAUGCACAAGGAUCUAACGAUCUCAACUUCCGAGAUGCCAUCGAAGAAGUACUGGCCGAAGAUGCGGAUGCAGCGCUCGAAGUUGCAGAUGAGCAACAAGUAGGAGAAGUUGCAGAUGCUGCAGAACCUGAAGAAGGCGACCAAGAAGCACAACCGGAAGAUGAAGAACCUGCUGAGGAGGCAGAACCGGAAGAGGAUGCACAAGAGGAACAACCAGAAGAGGAUCCACAAGAACCUGCUGAAGAGCCAGAACCUGAAGAAUCUGAUAAUGACGAAGAACAACAAAACUCUGGGGAUGAAGAAGCCCAAGAACCUGCUGAGGAGCCGGAACCUGAGGAACCGGAAGCAUCUGGUGACGAAGAAAACUCUGAAGAAGAUCGUCCGGAACCUCCUCGUCCACCAAAGCAUCCCCACCAUGGGCAUGGAAAGCCCCACCACGGACAUGAGCCACCACGUGCUGGACCGGGACACCAUCAUCAUCAUCACGGAGGACCUCGGCCGGUCAUCUAUUAG